UGUAGGGUUGUGUAUAAUUGGCACUUCCGCCGAUUUUUGUUUGUCACAUUUGCAAAAUCAUUCUGUAUUUUCGGGAUGAAUUUAUGGUGAUAAUUGGUCAUAUCUUUGCACAAAAACUUUAGAUUUCAUUAUAAAAAAUUAAAACUCGUUCCAAACCAAGCCAUUUGUAAAAAUGCCCGUGACAACGGAUGUCGAAAUGAAGGAAGCGUCGACGCCAGAAAAGGCGAAAAAAGAUGAAGAGAAGAAAGAAGAACCACCAAAAGACCCCGAACUUCUAACAUUAGAAGAUAUACGUGACUAUAUUAAGAAUAUUGAAAAGUCAGUAGCAACUAAGGAGCCAAGGUUUAUGCUGCGUGUUUCCCGUGGAAUAAACUCAGUCCGACAUCGAUUGAAUAACAACAUUUUACGGAAACUUCUCCAGGCUUACCUGCAAGCACAAACACAGCUUCCUGUCAGAGAUGAGUUGCUCUUAUACCUUGAUGAGCCAAUGCUGACGAAUGGAACGGGUGCUCAGCCAUUUCGGCCACGAUCAGGCAAGCUGGCUGCCAACCCCGUGAUCCCAGAGAUUGAGGUGUACCUUAAUCUGCUCCUUCUCAUCCACCUCAUAGACAUUAAAAAGUUAGACAAGGCAUUGGUGUGUUCCGAGAAGCUGAUGGUAAAGAUUGGCAGCCAGAACAGGCGUACCCUGGAUAUCCUCGCAGCCCGAUGCUACUUCUACCACUCUAGGGUCUAUGAACUUAAGAACCAACUAGAGAAAGUCAGGAAUUUCUUCCACUCCCGGCUACAGACUGCAGUGUUGAGAUCAGACUUUGAUGGUCAAGCCAGCUUACUCAACCUCCUGUUAAGAAAUUACCUGCACUACAAUCUCAUAGAGCAGGCUGACAAACUGGUAUCAAAGUCCACGUUCCCGGACCAUGCUUCCAACAAUGACUGGGCUAGAUACCUGUACUACUUAGGAAAGAUCAAAGCCCUACAGUUGGAGUACUCCGAGGCCCACAAGCACUUGCUACAGGCCCUAAGAAAGGCACCCCAGCAUGCAGCCGUGGGAUUCAAACAAACAGUACAGCGACUGGCGAUAACAGUGGAGUUAUUACUGGGAGACAUACCGGACAGAGCAACCUUCAGGGUACCGACCUUGAAGAAAACAUUAGCCCCGUAUUUCCAACUCACACAAGCUGUUAGGACAGGUAAUCUGCCCCGGUUUAACGAGGUAUUGCAUCAGUUUGGGGCCAAGUUCCAGGGCGAGGAUACAUACACGUUGAUCAUCCGCCUGCGACACAACGUGAUUAAGACUGGCGUACGCAUGAUCAAUCUCUCCUACUCCCGGAUCUCUCUCAUGGAUAUUGCACAGAAACUGGCUCUUGACAGUCCUGAAGAUGCUGAGUACAUUGUAGCAAAGGCAAUACGUGAUGGUGUUAUUGAGGCCACUAUAGACCAUGAGAAGGGCUACGUUCAGUCCAAGGAGACCCUGGACGUGUACAAGACGAGGGAACCAAUGGCUGCCUUCCAUCAGAGAAUCACCUUCUGUCUCGACAUACACAACAACUCUGUCAAGGCAAUGAGGUUCCCCCCGAAGUCUUACAACAAGGACCUUGAAUCAGCCGAGGAAAGACGAGAACGGGAACAACAGGAGCUUGAAAGCGCCAAGGAAAUAGCCGACGAGGAUUUUGAUGGCUUCCCUUAACACUUGCAGUGCAGUGUUUUCAUGCUUGUACUGCCUCGUGUUAUGUUAGACUUUUGUGUAUAUUUUGGUGCAGUCUUUGACCCAUGCAGUUGAGAGUCUUCUAUGACUUAAUCGUUUAUGAAUAUAGAUACUGUUUCAUUAAUUGGAAGUAUAUUUGUGUAGGGACUGCAUUUUAAAGUAAAAGAUAUUUCCAGAUUGGAGAUGAGAUCAGAGGUAAUAAAGGGAAAUGCCUGAAUGGAGGUUUUUCUGUUACAAGGUAGAUGUUACCUUUUUUCAGAAUUGCUCAUUGACUAUUUAUUCAAUGUGUUACAAGUGCUAGAAAGUAUCAUAAUAACAUAUUUAUAAGCAAAAUGGUUCUGAGUGACAUUAAACAAAGAAGGAGAUAUUUUUCAUUUCAGCCCUCAAAUUAAACCAUAUCUACGGUUUGCUUUGGAAAUAAGGAUUUAUAAUAUGUAGUGAACUUCUAAUGUAUUUGCUUGUUAAAAGAGUUGGACUGAAGAUUUCAAAGGCAUCUUAUAACACAAUCCAUUUUAUAGUCUAUGUCAACUAUUAUGUUCUAUGAAAUUAAAUUCAUAUCAAAAAA
Molecule: messenger RNA, 2267 nt
Organism: Mya arenaria
Lineage: Eukaryota; Metazoa; Mollusca; Bivalvia; Myida; Myidae
Product: 26S proteasome non-ATPase regulatory subunit 3-like
Exons: 10
Coding region: 173-1684 (503 amino acids)
Biological process (GO): ubiquitin-dependent protein catabolic process; regulation of protein catabolic process
Cellular component (GO): proteasome complex; proteasome regulatory particle, lid subcomplex
Molecular function (GO): enzyme regulator activity; protein binding
Source: RefSeq, a predicted model, not a curated record